AUGGAUGUCAAUGCCGUACAAGAGGAGAGGAGGAGGAGGCGUUCAGAGGUCAAAGCCAUGGACGAUGCUGACGAGCUGGAUCCUUGGACGGCAUGGGCAUAUAAGCCUCGGACAGUUACAUUGCUGCUCCUUGGUGCCUGCCUGCUAAUGUGAUGCUCUGUGCUUCAAGUCAAUCUAAUUUCUCCGUUUUUUUUUCAAAUCCUUAGGUGGCAUAGGGAUAUGCUCUCUGCAUUCUUUUAUGAUUACUUCCUUUAGCACAGAAGAAGUUCACGAGAUAUUACUUCCAAUUUGUGAAGAUACACUAGCUAGUGACCAAUUCAUACUUUCCCUUUGCAUCAUACUUUUUCUAGGUUCUCUCUUAUUUUUAAAUAAUCGGAACCCCACCCAUUAUGCGUACUACCUAGCUGUCCAUAGAUGGAUACAAGAGCCAAACAAUGCACUGUGGGGAUACUGUGUCGAGUAGGUGAGAUUUAAGCUAUGCUGCACCUGACGGAUAGAAAGACCAAGGUGGAUUCAGUCAGUAAGUGGUUGGGCUGCAAGUUUAGCUCGGGCAGCUUGUUUUUCACAAGGAAAGGAGCACCAGUAACUUGGUAACUUAUUUGGGCUUGGGGGCCCCAUGGAGAAGGUGCAGUGAUUCCGUUCAAAAUGACUUGCUUACAUCAUUUUUUCCCCGUUAGGAUUUGGGUUGCAUAUUUUUUAAUAUUCUCGUUUCCCGAUUUGGAGGGAAUAUUGAACACAACUUUCCUGACGUAGCCUCAUCUUUUACAAAAAUCAUCCAAGAGGAACUAAUGUGUUCCAGGUUCUAAAAUGAUCAGGAAGAUUUAACAUUGCCUAAUUUGGGGAUUUUGAUUAAAUUUUUUUCAGGAUUAGUAUGAUUAUAUUCCUAUGAAGCUUAUAGCUGAUCAAGUUCACGGUUAUGGAUUUUUUCAGUUGGGAAUGCGGAGUACUUGAUCCUGAAAGUUCUGUGUCUAAUGAUCGCAUUACAUCUACAAAGAAGUAUGAUCAAUAUCUUCGUCUAUGAUACCGUGAUUAUUCUUGGUAGUAAUAUGCUUGUUUCUGCAGGGGAAUCUGGGCAAUGAUUUUUGUUUUUCUUGCUUAUUGCUUGCUUCAAGCACCAUCGACGUAAGUUGUUUAUAUGAUUUUACUUCCUGUGUUUUCUGUCAGUUUUCAGGUAGAAUUAAUAAACAGCAUGUGUCGGUUAAUGUGUAUUCCAGUGUUCUGAUUUGAUAAUUGUGAACUUUAUUAUAUAUGUGCUAGGCUGCUUAGCCCUUUGCUGGGGUAGUGUACUAAAAAGUUCACUACUUCGAAGAUUGAACGUAUGCAUUUUAUCUCAGUCAUAGAGGUCAAAAAAUAGAUGUUGGUGUUGUUUGAAAUCAUCACUGUAGAUUGACCAAGGUACAAUUCAAUAUUUUAUUUCGUUUUUUGUGUUCGUUGUGCUAGUUAAUUGAUUUAGAAAAACUAACUUAAUCACAAGUGUCUUCUCUUCGGUUAAUUGACAUUUUAUCAUUGCUUGUUGUUGACUGAAUUAAAAUAUUUUCCAUAUUCAUUGGAGUGAAUUUGUGCUCUUGUUUUUAGCGAUGACCAACUUAAUAACAUAGAAAUAAUUUUGUGAUUACUAAGUUAAAGCUUGCAGAUUGUAGAGGUGACCAUGACAACGAAAGUAAGCCUUCUUCUAAUAGAAUAUUGAAUUGAAACAGCAUUGGUGAUGAUGCAUUUAAUUUUUUGUCUUAGGUGUUAGUUCUCAGCCACUCAUGAAUCUCUUCUAAUUAUUCGUAAUUUUGUCGGUUUCUUUUUUGGAAAUCCUUUCAGGAUACUUAUUAGACCACACCCUGCUAUUUGGCGUUUGGUGCAUGGGAUGGCUGUUAUUUAUCUCGUUGCGUUGACCUUUAUUCUUUUUCAGGUGUGUAUGUUUGUUCCAAGCUUACUGUCAGUAGUUUUUCCUUCGGUGUUUUGUUCACCAUUUUCUCUUGUAUGGUGCAUGGUAAAUGGCUUUAUUUAUAAGCUAAGCACAUUUUUGCUUGUUAAUUCUCAUUUAGCUGAAUCUACAAUUUUAAAGUGAGGUUGUCAAACAUUUUCUUAUUUAACAUUUCCUAUUAAAACUUAGUUGUACUCUUCUGUUCCAAACUAAUGCUAACUAAAUGAAGGUUAUCCUGCUUAACCUUAUAUUAUCAAAUAUCUUUUCCACUCACUUGUUUCAUGUGUUUCUCCUGGUUUCCCAGGAUCGUGAUGAUGCUCGGCUGUUCAUGAAAUUUCUUCAUCCAGAUCUUGGAGUCGGUAAUAAGUUUAACUAUGCAUAGUGUGGAUUGUACUAAGCCGUUUACCCACUUCGGACUUCCUCUAGUUUCUAACCCUUUUCCCCAUUUAAAUACAGAACUUCCAGAGAGAUCUUAUGGCUCUGAUUGUCGUAUUUACGUGCCAGAAAAUCCAAGAAACAGUUUUAUCAAUGUCUAUGUAAGAUGUCUCUUUCAUCAACCUAGUUUCAAUUUGCUCUAUAUGUUUUCCAAUUUCUGUUCUUUGUUGAGUUUUGCUUUCCGGAUGGUUGAGUUUCUGACUUUGGUUUAGAUUUUUAUAGGAGACCCUGUUUGAUGAGUUUGUUCUGGCUCAUAUUUUUGGUUGGUGGGGCAAAGCCAUAAUGAUUCGAAACCAACCCCUUCUGUGGGUCCUGUCAAUAGGGUUUGAGUUUAUGGAGGUCAGUUUUUUGGGAUCUUUUUUUUCCACAUUUCAGUGCACUUGAAGAUUUUAUUUAUUUAUUCUGGCACUUUGCAGUUAACCUUUCGACAUAUGUUACCCAACUUCAAUGAAUGCUGGUGGGACAGCAUUAUUCUGGAUAUUCUGAUCUGCAACUGGUUUGGUGAGAUUCUAAAAACUAAUCUCUGGUUUUUUUGUGCUGAAAAAAGAACAAAUUAAAAUAAGUGAUGAUAUGAUUUUUAAGCCUCAUUAUAAGAGGGUAAUAACACAAAAAAUCGCAUAGGUCGCACAAGCUCUUGUUCUCCGUUCUUGGAUCGAAAAUCUUCUCACAUUACAAGUGGAAGAGGCCUUGAUCAUUCUCCGCGUACCUCCAACGAGGGGGUGUUUCACAUUAACGAAUUUUAGAGCUGAUUUGAUAUGCACCCUAUGGAUUGCAUCAUGUUCAGAAGACCCUGAUGAUAAACAGUUGACUGGUUAUAAAAGGGUGAUAGGACACAGUCAUCAUAUUUUGGUUGUUUCCUAGAAACAAAUUCUAAACGGUUUUUUAUUCAAAUAUAGAAUGUAAUAAAAUCCUUUCAAUGUGCAUAUGCAGUGUAUCCUUCUCAUUUUUUGCUCUUUGUUUCUUUUCAUGCAUGCGCUCCAUUUCAGAUUGCAUUGGUCCAUCUUUGUAUAGGUGUCUCAAGAAAUGUCAUUGUAGGAAGUUAAAUAUUAACUUUUUUUCAUAGAGCUAAUCAUAUUUUAUGGAAUCCGGACCCCAUCAACUGUCAUUAUUAUCAUCAUGUUGAUGGCCACCCCUUUAACCGAUUUCAAUGAGGUUGAUUGCUUUGCAUUUCAUAAUUGCCGUUAAAAUUAUCACAAUCGGAAACUUUAACUAUGAAAUAUAAUUCGCGGACAUUUUUUCAGUUUAUAUUCUAAAAAAUUCUAUUUAACUGAAACUUUUGCUGUUACCUUGGAAUUUAAACAUACUCAAAUAUGGGAUGAAAGUUCACCCAUCCUACACAUCUGAGACAUUUAUAAACCAUGCAAACAAAAUAUUUAAUCAACAAGUUUUCUAUGAACGAACAUUAAUAGUGUUUCAUCUUUCUAUUUGUAAUUUUCUUGACAUAUCGACAUUUUAUAGCAGUAGAUUCGAAGAGUGGGAUGUGAGAAGGAAGAAAAAAUAGUUGGUUGCAAAUGAAGAAGGGAAAAAGAAAAUAUUGAUUUUCUUGGACAUUAGGGCUAUGAUUGUGAUUGUCAGGCGAAUUUAAAGGAAAUUAUGCCAUUUUCACCAGUAAGCAAAGCUUAUGACAAUACAAAAUUACCUGCAGUCUACUACGUUGCAUGAAAAUUGAUUAAGUUAAAAAAAUAAUGAAAUUUACCUUUAUUAAAGAGUAUACUGUCCAACCCAAAAUUUUGAAACCAUCUGUAUGUCUCCUCAUCUUUGAAAAUAGAAAUUUAUCCAUUUGUCUCAUUUCUUAAAUCCACGAUCUGGAGAAAUUGUUGAUUCUAAAUCUCAGCAGAUUUAGAAUUAGUUCAGCUACAUGUUACUCAAAGUGAAUCAACUGAAACUUUAGGAAUCAGAACCGAGAUAUAUGGACUUGGCUGGAGGUAUUAACAAAGUUAUGAGUUUUGUUUCUAUAUCAUCAUAAGAAGAAACUGUCUUGUAAGGCACUUUUUUUCUGCGUCUCACUCUUGGAUUUAUGCUCCUUUUUUUUGUCCAUAGGUAUAUGGGCUGGGAUGCGUACGGUUCGUUACUUUGAUGGAAAAACGUAUGAAUGGGUUGGUAUAAGCCGCCAACCAAAUAUCUUCGGUAAGGUAUGUCUUAUUUAACGUCACAUUUGAUAUUGACCUUCCUAGUCGUUGUCCAUCUUCUCUUCUACGAUUCUAUCUUCAACCCAUGUGACCAAUCAAGCUCUCUUUUGGUAAAGAAUAGUUCUAGCUUUCAGUAGUGAUGCUAAAUAGUUUUACUACUAAAAAUACAUCCUGUUGGCCUGCUGCUGUGCUUUGCAGAAGAAAAUGUUAGGUAGAAUUGUCCAUACUUCUAUCUUUCAGCCAGGUUUGAGAUUCUAGAACAAAUAGCCAACUUCUCAGUCAAUCUCAGGCGUCGUUUGUCACUCUCGCAUUUAGAAGCAUGCACGUGCAUGUGUGUGAGUGCAUGUGUACGUAAAUCCUAUUUCGUCAUCCAUUAUUUUAAAAUAUUUUUUAGUUUAGACGCUCACAUCCUAGCUUUGUGCGUACUUGUGGAUGCUAGAACAUUGUGGAGAUUUAUUUUAAUUCAGAGAAUUGCCACGUCGAGAGCAUAAAAAUGUGCCCUGACUGGUUUCUAUCCCCCACCCAUCAAGUCAGCCAAUGCAUUGGUUGACUCGCCAACUCUACAUUUUCCAAGGACCGUUAUGCCUUCUAUUUUGUCAAUGUGGCAGACUAGUUUUAGUCAAUAUGUAAUGCAACUUUAUAGUAAAUUUUACUGAAGUUCAUUAACAUCGACGGAUUAACAAUCAACUGACCCUCUGUUGGCUUGUCAAUAUUGUGCUUCAUACUUAUAACAAAAGCAAAGUCUCCUAUAUGGAAAACAUCGGCAAAACCCAAUGAGCUAAUGAACAAAAGUCCACUGGCAUUUUACAUAGAUGAAAAAGCUGACUCUAUAAGUGGGUAGUCCUUUAGAUGAAUAAUGUGAAAUUUUCCUGUUAUAGAAUAAUCCAUUGGGUUUUUCUUGACUAAAACUAUUGAAGGAAAAUGAUCGUGUGAGUAUUUUAGUGUUUAGAUGUGACACAAGUUUUACGGUAGUGCACCUUCAAUGUCUUCCGAGAACAAAAUAAUUGGGCGGGCAAGGGAAAUUUACCAUAUGCCCUUGAAAUCUUCCAGGUACAAGAAUUUCGUGCCCUAAAUUAUGUUGGUUCACAGUGCCCUUCUGGGAAUUUUCUUCAUGAUCUAUUUAGACUAGUGAACUUCCAUCCCUCCAUGCUUCUCCGCCAUUAUUAAUUUUCUUUUUGGUUUUAGUGUUGGAUUCCUUAAAUAACUGCAGAAUUCAUAAUAUUGAGAUUAUUAGUGUAAUGAUUUUUUCCAAAGUUAAACCUUUGAAAAUCAUAGUUCUGACAACAAGCGAGAUGGCAAAUCACAGGUUAUCUUCUCUGUAAAAAGAAACGAUACAAGCAGUAUUUGUAUGACGUUUUGUGAUUGUCAAGAUGGAAAGUUUAACCAUACAUUUUUUGAGAUUUAUAUUCUUUUUUAAAAAAAAAAACUUGGAGAACAGUUUUGAAGUUAUCUUGUGCAGUUAUAAACCAUUUAGGAGAUUCUUUUUUCUAUUUUUCCGAAGCCAAUCAUCAUUGGGACUCAAAAACCUAAAGUUGAGACGAAAAAAUUGAUACAUUUUGGUUUCCCUCUAACACCCAGUGUUCCUCACCAUCUUGACACCUUUGAUAAUCAAUGGUUUUCUUUCUAUCAAGUCUAAAACGCUAUGGAAAGCUCUUGGGGCAGCUGCAGGUUGAGAUCAAUCGAGUUUUUUAUUCUGGGCUACCUUUGUAUCAGGAAUGAAGGUACGGUUAGGCUCAUGAGUCUUGGGAUUCGAUCUAGUUGAGUGUUCUUGUGGAUUUUCAUUCUGUGAAAGCUCCAGGAACUCGCUUAAUUACUCUUUGAAGGAGAUGACCGCUGACUUUUAGGCGGAUCUGCUUGAAAUCAUGCUUGUUCUCAAACUUCUACCUUUACCCUCUUCUUUUUCCUGUGUUCCACCAUGACCCCAUUCCCUACUCCUGAUCAUCCAAUUUCAACAUAGUUGGCUGUUGUCUAUUUAUCUUCUGCCAUCAUUGUGUGGAAGCUUACUGAUAGAGGGCAAACCACUUUUCUUCAGAAACACGACAAAAGGUUGGAACUCAUCAAAUAUAGUGUGGAGAGUCUACGCGAGGAGUUAUUCUACCUGCAGAGGGAAAUGCCUGUGUUGCUCCAAAACCUCCUCUACGAUGCUAAAAAGUCUUCUGUGACACCCACGGCCCCUCUGCAGCAUCUGCCUCCCUUUCCUGAGACCAUGAGCCUUGCAAAGACCCGCAUCAGUUGGAGAGACAACAAUGCAGUCUCUCUUCCGAAGGUAAUCCUUCUUCCCUCCACAGCAUAGGCGAUUCUCUCCCUUGUAGGGCAAUCUGAAUGCCUCACAGUCACUGAGUUCCCACUGUUCAAUGGUUUGGAGACUGCCAAGUCUUCCUUCUGUGAGCAUCUAAGACUCGCUGGCGCCAUAUCCAUUACAUUUGACUCUUUUUCUGUUUGAGGAAAACUGGGAUUUAAGCAAAUCCAUAGCUUAGUUCUAUGGCGGAAACUAUUUUUGGGAAAAAAAACCCCUCUGGAAGACUCUUCUUUGAUCUCACAUGGGUGAAUGCAAAGAUCUCCCGGAGGUUUACUAUUCUGAUGAUCCCAUCCUCAAGAUCAUGAGCUUUUUGAGCUGUUGCUGUGGGAGGUCUUGAGCACGCAGUGUAUGAUUUUUCCCCAGUUUCCUGCUGGUGGGGCCAUUUCAUCUUGGCUUUUGAUUGAUAAUUUGGUCAACUCAGUCAAUUGGAAUACAAUCAUUGACCGUAAUCCUUCAUCAUGAUCAUGAUCAUCAUGAUCAUCAUCAUUGAUCGUUGUUUUUGCUGCUGCUGCUGUUUAUCAGCCAAAUCCCAUAUGGUGGGGGUGACAUGGAUCUUAGUAUAAUCGCUUGAUUUCUUCCUUUCCAUUUCCUCCUACCAUGUUCUUCCGAGUAGUGAGCAGCUUGAAGGAAAGGCAGAUGGUGAACUCAUGAUGAGAUUUAUCUCUCUUAGUAUUUUUCAUGGACGCAGUCAAGAAGCUAUGUACUUGUACUUGUCUCGUUCUUCAGAAUCAUCCUGAAUUUUUAUUGCUGCUUCUGAAGGUUAAGCGGACGCUGAGCCAGUUCACGCCGGCCCAGUGGGACAAGGACCAGUGGCGCCCUCUCCUGGGGCCGUGGAGGUUCGUCCAGGUGCUGAGCCUGUGCGUCGUGUUCAUGAUGGUGGAGCUCAACACCUUCUUCCUCAAGUUCUGCCUCUGGGUUCCUCCCCGGAACCCCCUCAUCACCUACAGGCUGAUCCUCUGGUGGCUGAUCGCCAUCCCCGCCAUCCGCGAGUACAACAGUUACCUCCAAGACAGGCAUUCAUCCUCUUCUCACCCUUCACUUGUCCUCUCUCUCUCUCUCUCUCUUGAUGAUUUGUGGGUGUUUCAGCAAGCCAUUGAAGAAGGUGGGAGCAUUCUGCUGGCUAUCACUGGCCAUAUGUAUAGUGGAGCUCCUCAUUUGCGUCAAGUUUGGAAGAGGUGAGAGCUCCGGCCUUCUGCUGCUCUUCGCCUUGUAAAUCGUAGUGGCCUGAUAAACUGAUCACCCGCUUCCUUUGUUGAUGGUGUUGGGGCAGGUCUCUUCCCCAGUCCUAUGCCGCAGUGGCUGAUCGUCUUCUGGGCCUCCAUGGGGACCUCCCUCUCCGUGUUUCUCGCUCUCUGGACUUGGCACAACCAUCGGUCUUUUACCAGAAAGAGGCUCUGA
Spirodela intermedia is the source of this 8176-nucleotide messenger RNA. NCBI's taxonomy places the organism in Eukaryota, Viridiplantae, Streptophyta, Magnoliopsida, Alismatales, Araceae. The record is from the annotation of a GenBank genome assembly.